Molecule: messenger RNA, 1677 nt
Organism: Helianthus annuus (common sunflower)
Lineage: Eukaryota; Viridiplantae; Streptophyta; Magnoliopsida; Asterales; Asteraceae
Product: glutamic acid-rich protein-like
Exons: 3
Coding region: 1-1677 (558 amino acids)
Source: RefSeq, a predicted model, not a curated record
AUGCCAACAGCUGAAGAGAAAAAGAAACUUCGUAUAAAGCGCAAAGCUGUUCAAACACGCGUCAUUCCGAGGAAUGUAAGGGCAAAGAAAGGAGGUGCUACUAUUCCUGAAGGUCAAAGCGGCAAAAGUGAAAAGCACGUGACAACUUCAAAGGGUCCUGAAGCUGAAAAAGAUCAAAAUGUUGAAGUUCCUAAAGUUCCAGAAGUUCAAACACAAAGUAUUCCUGAAGUUGAGGUUCAGAAGAAAGGAGGUGCUGAAGUAAGAGUUUCUACACCAUCACCACCACCAAAAAAUCCUGAGGUUGCAGAGUCUUCAAAGCCAAAGAAAACCGUUCUUCCUGAUCUAUUUGAAGGUUUUCCCAACAUUCAAGAGAAAGAGAAAGCUGAAGCUGAACAUGACGAAUUGAAAAAGCAACUUGAGGAGCUUUCUAAAAGAUUUUCUGAUCUGCAUGUGAAGAACAAGAAACUGAAUGAGAUAAAUCAGACGCUAAAUCAAUUGCUAAGUGAACUUCAUGAAGCGUCGACAAAUGAAUUUAAAGCGAUGAAGCUAGAGAUGGAAGCAGUAAGGGCUGAUAAAACAGUGAAGGAUGAGCAACUUAAUAUGUUAUAUACUGUGAUUGAACAACAUCUGGGUAUCAACGUUCAAUCUAUCUACAACAAUUUGGAGAUUCAAAGGGUUGAAGAGCAAAGGGCUCAGAGAGAGAAAGACUUAGCUGAAGAUGCAACAAAGAAGAAGAAAGAAUUAAUUGUCGAAACUCAAGAAGCUGGAGGUUCUUCGAGUCAAGCUGAUGUUGAAAUGGUAGAUGCUGAAGUGGAUCCUAAAGGGUUUGUGCUUGUUGGUGAUUCUACUCCUCUAUCUUACAACUUUGAUGAUAUCAUUCGUCUUGUAAAAGUGGAACAACGAAAAAGAAAGGUGAAAGAACCUAAAGUGUUAUUACUAAGAUGGAAAGAAGAAGAGAAAGUAGUAGAAGAGGAAGAAGAAGUAGAUGAAGAGUUAGAAGAUAUGCUUGAUGCAGUUGAUAAUUAUGAUCCUUCAUGGGAUGAUUUCAUAGACAAGGAAGAUGAUGAUGAUCAAGGGUCAACAGGGUUAUUGAUUGUGAAUCCCUCUGUUCAACAAAAGAUAGAUGAUUUUCUGAAUGACGAGAUCAACGAACAAGAGGAGGAUCAACACCAGGAGUCUUCGUCUUCUGGAAAACAACAUGCAGACCAGGUAUUCCUCACACAACCAACUGUUAUAUUUUUAAAUGCUCCAUUUAAGGGGGAGUUGGAGGUACCGAGGUCUAGGGCUGAAAUGUUAGAAGAGUUGGGUUUAGGCGACGGGAAGUUCAAGUUUGAUAUUGAAGAUGAAAUUCUUUCGUCACCUGAAAAGGAAUAUGAGUUUAAGUAUGCUCAUGAAGCUGAUAAUUACAAUGAUGUAAUAGUUGAAGAUGGUUCGGAUAGUUCUGAAGACGAUACGGUAUUUCAUUAUUCUGGAGUUGAUGAAACUUUUCCCACUCUUGCUGAAAUGUUCAAGGAACAGAAUGAAGAAGAGAUCAGAAGGAAAAUUGUGGAAAAGAUCACUACUGAAGGCAUUCCACAAACUGUUCCACGAGAAACUUUGGCAAAAGAAAGAAAGAAAUGGUUCAAGAUGAUGCCCAAGGAAAGGAAAUAUAGAAGACUUCUUCAGUACUUCACGUAG